GCAAAUAUUCCUAAGGGAUUUCUGAAGCUGAGUCUCGCAACAGACUCCAUGAAGACUCCAGACUCAGAGCUGACCUCUCAGAUCUCACAGGUGCAGGUGAUGGUAUCGGAGCUGAGGGCCGGCUUUGGGAGCGCCCUGCAGGAGCUGAGCAGUAUCCAGCACAAGGACGCUGUCCUCCAGCAGCAUAUCGACCAGACCAGGGAGGACUGCAGCCUGCAGAUCCAGGAGCUCAGGAGACCGGUGUUCUCUCUCAAGGACGAUCUGCAGGUGGCGCUGUGUGAGAUCAGGAGGGUCAGCGACUGGCAGCUGCGGCUCCAGCAGGACCUGGACGAGGGGCAGCUGGAGAGCACAGGGCUGUUCGAUCAACACAGCCACAGGUCUGUGACGUGUGGCAGCAGUGAGAGUGAAGAGCAUGCUCCAGCACCCCCUGUCUGCAGGAACCUGCUCCUGCGCUGUUACCUGCAGGGGCUCAGGCAGUGCCAGGGACAAGGCAGGAGACAGCAGGCUGCCAUGGAGCUGCUCCAGUCUGAGAGGGUCUGUGUCUCCAGCCUGUCUCAGCUCCAGCUGCACCUCGGCACAGCGCUGCCCCCCCGGGCUCACAGACAGGAGCUCAGCGAGGCGUUCCGUGCGUGUGUCCAGCAGCUGUCACAGCGCCACCUGCUGCUCAGGAACACCCUGGAGGAACGUGUCUUCAGCUGGAAGUGGCAGGGCAUGCUGGGAGACAUGUUCGCUCAGCUGACCAGCCAGGAUGAUGAUGACUUCUUGGACUCCUACCUGACGUACUUCAGGCUUUUCCAUUCCUGCCUCUUGGUGCUUCGCCAGUCCUGGAGUGAGUGGCCCAGCACACACUUGCAGGACCCCGCUCCCGGCCGGGACCAGCAGCUGCUGUCUCUCCUAUCAGCUCCACUGUCCCAGAUUCACAGCUACCUCUCACACAUUCAGGAUUUGUCCAGGUGGACCAGCGGGGAGCACCCUGACUCUUACCUGCUGAAGCUCAGCGAGAGGAGACUGGGGUGCUUCCUCACGCAGCACAGGGAGUUAAUGCAGGAGGCUGUGAGCCAGGCGGAGCAGUGCAGGGCAGGAGGAGGUGUCAUGGCUCGACCCCUCAGCCCCCCCUCCCCACAGCCCAGUAACAGUAGCAGCGCCACCAGACACAGCGGGGUGCAGUCCGAGAGCACUGAGCACAGGGACCCCGCGGACAGGAGCAGAGACAGCGGGGUGCAGUCCGAGAGCACCGAGCACAGGGACCCCGCGGACAGGAGCAGAGACAGCGGGGUGCAGUCCGAGAGCACUGAGCACAGGGACCCCGCGGACAGGAGCAGAGACAGCGGGGUGCAGUCCGAGAGCACUGAGCACAGGGACCCCGCGGACAGGAGCAGAGACAGCGGGGUGCAGUCCGAGAGCACUGAGCACAGGGACCCCGCGGACAGGAGCAGAGACAGCGGGGUGCAGUCCGAGAGCACUGAGCACAGGGACCCCGCGGACAGGAGCAGAGACAGCGGGGUGCAGUCCGAGAGCACUGAGCACAGGGACCCCGCGGAGAGGAGCAGAGACAGCGGGGUGCAGUCCGAGAGCACUGAGCACAGGGACCCUUCUUAUUCUUGUUUUUUUUACUUUGUAUUAAUCUCUAGAUAUGGAGACGGUUUCCUAGCGCCAAGUCCGAGAGGACAGGCUUGGCAGAAUCAGCUUCAUGGCAGGGAUCUUCAGCCUCACACAGCUCUGGACUCUCACAGAUCAGAUGCUUGCAUUGCUUCCAGCAGCAACAGCAGCAAUCCCCCUGACCAGAAGUCCAGGGGUGGCAAAAAACUGUCCUCCCCUAAAACUGCGGUGCAAACUGGGCAGUCCCCUGCAGCCCACACACCGAAUGGGAAGCAGCCGAGCCUCGAGGAGGACUGCGCUGAGGAUCUGGAUCUCAUCGGCGCCUCUGUGUUCGAUUAUCACUCCACCGGCUCCUCGGACUCCAGCCCCAAAACCGCCCGAGCGAGUGCCGCGGCCAGGUUACCCAAGAACUGUGGGAUACUGAGGGACCACGACCCCACUGACACAAGCAGCUUCACGAAGAACUGUGGGAUACCGAGGGACCGCGACCGCACUGACACAAGCAGCUUCACUAAGAACUGUGGGAUACCGAGGGACCGCGACCCCACUGACACGAGCAGCUUCACUAAGAACUGUGGGAUACCGAGGGACCGCGACCCCACUGACACGAGCAGCUUCACUAAGAACUGUGGGAUACCGAGGGACCGCGACCCCACUGACACGAGCAGCUUCACUAAGAACUGUGGGAUACCGAGGGACCGCGACCCCACUGACACGAGCAGCUUCACUAAUAACUGUGGGAUACUGAGGGACCGCGACCCCACUGACACAGAGAGCAGUGCCGAGGGGUUGGAACCCCAAGUGAGCCGAACGAAGCCCCAGCUGAAGCUCACGUCUCAGGGGCCCCCAGGAUGCAUGCUUCCCCCUGCAGGGCCCCCAACACCCUCCCUGGCAGAGAGAGCGGAGCCCAGCCUCAGUCCCAGCAUGCAGCUCACAGGGGGGUCAGAGUGGCACACAGUGUCCCUGUCCUGCCAACCUUACUGGGGCAACACAGCACAAACUGCAAAGAGCUGCCCAAGCAUGUAAGCUUUGGAAAUCAGGAUGUACAUUUUUUAUUUAUUUUUUAUAAUUAAAUUUUUUACACUAGACCUAGAAAAUUAUCUUUGAUCCCAUGUGGUGGACCCUCAAACCAAGUGGGUUUUAGGCAAUAAUUUUAUACUGUAAUUCGCUUAAAUAUAUUAUUCACAUUUCUCAGUUGUGGGAUUUGAUUGUGAACUGCUGAUGCCUUUGAUAAUGUUUUCAUGUGUUACAAGGUGGGCUUUCUUUUAGAGAUUUUCUUUUGUGUUAUUAGACUUCUUGUCUUUAGCACACAAUCCCGACAAUUAUAAUAUAUAUA
This is a messenger RNA of Polyodon spathula (Mississippi paddlefish), 2935 nucleotides long. RefSeq lists its product as uncharacterized. Bases 49 to 2625 code for a protein of 858 amino acids. The record is from RefSeq and is a predicted model, not a curated record. Lineage: Eukaryota; Metazoa; Chordata; Actinopteri; Acipenseriformes; Polyodontidae. The transcript is spliced from 11 exons. Gene Ontology annotation, molecular function: guanyl-nucleotide exchange factor activity.